CGCUGCGAGCCCGCUGGAGAAGGGAGGCAGACCGAUGUAAACAUGUUUACCUGAAAAAUGGGACUGCGACGAUGUUUAAAAAUGCCAAGAAAAGCUGGAACCUGCAGAUUUAUUUAUUGUUUUCAUCUCUAAACGAAAUAGAAAUGUGAUAGUGAAGCGGGAUUUUAAAAAAUAGAAAAAAAGUACUUCCGUUCAGCAGGAGAAACCGAUUCCUGAUUGUCGUGUCGAGCCGAGCUGACAGGCUGCAGCAAAUGGCAACUUGUGCAGUUACCAAUUAUAAUAAUGUUGUUGAAGCAAGUUCGGACACGGAUGAUGAAGAUAAAUUGCAUAUUGUGGAAGAUGAGAGUGUGACUGAUGCUGCAGAUUGUGAUGCAAAUGCACUGGAGGAUGAUUUGCCAACAAAGUGUUCAGUAUUGCCAAGGAAAGAUGAUACAGAUGAAGAAAAUGAGAGUGCUGAGUGGAGAAAUGAAGAGGGAAGGAAAGAAAAUACGGGCAGCCUGGGGCCUGAAGCCCAGAUGCUGAGUGAUGGUUGCACAGCUAAUGAAGAAGGCUGUGAUUCUGAUGGAGAAAACUGCUUUCAUGAUUCAACUGCAGAAGAUGAACAGGCUCAUGAUCCAAAAGUUCAAGAAUACCUUCAGCAAAAAGACACAGCUGUCAUUUUCCCAGAAGCCCCAGAGGAGCAACAUAGAAGAGCCACACCAGAAGCUAGUGGACAAGAAGAAAAUGGGACUCCUGAUGCUUUUGCUCAGCUGCUCACAUGCCCAUAUUGUGAUAGAGGAUACAAGCGUUUGACGUCACUAAAAGAUCACAUAAAGUAUCGCCAUGAAAAAAACGAUGACAACUUCAGCUGUUCCCUUUGUCGCUACACUUUUGCCUACAGAACACAACUGGAUCGUCACAUGGCUUCACACAAGUCAGGACGAGAUCAGCGCCAUGUUGUAACACAGACGGGUGGAAACAGGAAAUUCAAAUGCACUGAAUGUGGAAAAGCAUUUAAAUACAAGCAUCAUUUAAAGGAGCACUUACGCAUCCACAGUGGAGAGAAGCCAUAUGAAUGCUCUAACUGCAAGAAACGAUUUUCCCACUCAGGCUCUUACAGUUCACACAUCAGUAGUAAGAAGUGCAUUGGGCUUAUAUCACUUAACGGUAGAGCACGUUCAGGAAUCAAGACACCUCAAGGCACUUCUCCGUCCCUUUCUCCUUCAACCAAUAGCCCUGCUAGAACACAACUUCGUCAUAAGCUAGAAAACAAUAAACCUUUACAGGAACAGCCUGCCAUAAACCAAAUCAAAACUGAGCCUGUGGAUUAUGAAUACAAAACUAUGGUCGUGACCUCUGGUAUCAACUGUGCAAGCUCUUUCCAAAAUGGAGGAUUUACUGGCAAUACCCCAGUGCAAGUUACAACUUCUCCACAAAGUGUGGUUCAGGCUGUUGUAUUGCCAACUGUAGGCCUGGUUUCUCCUAUUAGCAUAAAUUUAAGUGACAUUCAGAAUGUUCUUAAAGUUGCAGUAUUAGAAAACAAUCAUGUUACUCUCCCUUCCAAAGAACCAGGAACGGUCUCUUCUGGAUCUGUACAACAAAACAGUCAUUCCCUCAUUUCAUCAAUUAGUCUUCCCUUGAUUGAUCAGGAUGGAACAACCAAAAUCAUUAUCAACUAUAGCUUAGAGCCAAGUCAGCUCCAAGCUGUGCCACAAAAUUUAAAAAAGGAAGUUCCUAAUCGAACAGACAGUUGUACAAAUGAAAAGCCACCAGAAGACCUCACAGUUAAAUCUGAGAAAUCGGAGACAAGUGCAGAAGGGGUUAAUAACACUUGCCUUCUUUGUAACGAAUGCCCUGGUGGGCUAAAUGCACUUCAUGAGCUAAAGCACUAUCAAUUAAAAACUGAAGCUCCUUCAGGAGAAAGCAGUAUUAAGGUCCCUGAAAACCUCCCCGGAGCUUCUGUAUCAACAGAAGAGAAUAUCUCUUCAGAUCAAGAGCCAUUGAAGAAUCUGUUGUCACUUCUGAAAGCAUAUUAUGCAUUGAAUGCACAACCAACAUCUGAGGAAUUGGCAAAGAUUUCAGUUGCUGUAAACUUACCAUUAGAAAAGGUAAAAAAAUGGUUUGAGAAAAUGCAGACUAGUCAGAUUUCAGUCCAGCCAUCUUGUCCCUCUUCUCCCUCGCCAAACAAUGAGGAGAUCAAACCAAAGCUGUUCAUCAGUCAUCCAGAUUCAUCACCUGGUGAUGUACAAGGGAACUCUGCAAAUGUAGGAGCCAGUGAUAAGCUGGCUGAAUCUCAAAUCGUGAAUGUACCACUUAAUGCAACAGCAGAAACUUCAAGGAGUAAUACUCCUUCUCCAUCACCACUGAAUCUUUCUUCUGCAUCUUCUAGAAAUUCACAGAGCUACCUGAACACGCCAGAUAGCAAUCAAGAGGAUUUACAGCUAGAACCCCUUGACUUAUCUCUUCCAAGGCAGCAAAAAGAAGGGCUUGAAAGACCCACUAUAACCAGUGUUUACCACAGCAGUGUUCAUUAUGUCCAAGAGGAGCCCUUAAACUUGUCUUGUUUAAAGAAAGAACAAAAAGAAAAUGACAAUACUAAUGAAGAAAACUCAACAAGUGCCAAACCUAUAAAUAUUGCAAUUCCUGCAGUCACCACAAAACUUCCCACGAUUGUUGCCAUUUCGAAUCAAAGCAGUGUUCCAUGCCUCAGACCUAUAGCUACAAUAAAACAGGCAAGCUUCAUUCCACAGGUGGCCUACACGUAUAAGACAGCUAAUUCAAAUGGCACUGAACAGCAGCAGAAAUCAACUCAAGCCAACGGAAAUCAUCUAGAGGAAAGCCAAGAGAUGAAUUCUGGAAGUGUGCCCAAUACUGAUGAUCAGAAUGAUUCAGACUCUACGCCGCCACGUAAGAAAAUAAAAAAGACAGAAAAUGGAAUGUAUGCCUGUGAUCUGUGUGAUAAAAUAUUUCAAAAGAGUAGCUCUCUCCUAAGACACAAGUAUGAACAUACAGGUAAGCGACCUCAUCAAUGCGGGAUUUGCAAGAAAGCUUUCAAACACAAACACCAUUUGAUUGAACACAUGCGACUGCACUCUGGAGAGAAACCUUAUCAGUGUGAUAAAUGCGGCAAGCGUUUCUCACAUUCAGGCUCCUAUUCACAGCACAUGAACCAUCGCUAUUCAUACUGUAAGCGAGAAGCUGAAGAACGUGAAGGAACAGAGCAAGAGGAGACUGGGCCUGACUCACUGAACAACAGUGAGUAUACAGACAUCAGGACCUCUCCUUCCCACGUGGACUCAGAUGACAAGGACAGCAUUGCAAGAGAAGAUGAAAGUGAAAAGGAGGAGGAAGAGAAAGAAAGUGAUGAAAUACAAGAUAAUUGUGGAGAGGAAAUGAGAGAGGAAUCAGAAGAGGAAGCUGAAGAAGCAAAUAGAACAGACCCGAUGAGUGAUGUGGAGCAGGAAGAUACAGUAAAUAAUCUGCAAGUUUUGGAAGCUAAUUCGCCAGAUAAAAUGUAAUGAAUACUUGAUCAGGAACUUAAAUUGGAGAAGAAAUGUCCUGCAAUUAGUGUUGUACCAUGUUUUUAAAAAAAAUUCCAGAAACACACUCUAUAUUGCUAUGUUUUCUCUUCACUACUGUGUAGAAAUCCCGGUGUGCCUGAACUUCAACAAUUAACAAUUUACCAUGUGAACUGUUUAAGAUAUUAGGAAUGAUGUUUGUAUAAAAAAUGCAAAAAAAAUUGCAAGUAAGGAAUUGCAUAAACUGACUGUCUUGAUUCAAAAGGCAAACCAACAGGUUUUAAAAGAAUUUGCUACCAGUCAUUCUGCAUUACCUGUUUACCUGUGUUGCUCUUCAUUUUGCCAUUCAUGUAUCCCAUUAACUUCAACACUGUACAGCUGGGAGAGAUUUCUAUGAAAAUUUCUAUUACAGAUGAAAGUAUCAACAGUAGAUUUAUAGUACUACAACUCUCUAUUCCAUUGCUGACUUUCAACAUUUCAUUGGUUUAAAAGGAUGUGAAAAUUUCUGCACUACAGAAUUCCCUUUAUACUUGUAUCUAACAUACUCCUAAGUAUUAUUGUCUACCUUUAUCAGUAUCGCACUAGAAGGUAGUAAUUGAUGACAUUAGUUGACCUUAUUUUAGAGUGUAAAUUCAUUUGAAGCAUAAUGUUAGCCUUAAAGCAGCUACUAGAAAAAUAAAUUUGAGAAGGAUGUGGUAAGACUUGUAGUUAGAUGUAUAGCAGUCCGUUGCCAAGUCUUCAAAGUAAGAACUAACAGUAUAAUUGUUGGAGAGAACUGAAGUUGGUGUUUUAGUGACUAGUGAUACUUAGGUAAGUGAGGAUUAUGGUAUGGAGCUUUGUAUCCCCCUGGCCUUAUGCAAGACCUGUGUGCUGCAAGUGCCAUUUAUAAAUCAGUAUUAUGGAAAUGUGGCUCUAACCAGCCCUUUGCUUUGGUGCAAGUUAUUAACAGUGUUAGCUGAUUUUAUUUCAGUAUUAUUUUAAUUCAAAUUAUAAUAACAUUUUAGUUUCCUAUGUUUGUGCAAAUUUUGUACUGUAUGCCCUUGAACCUGGCAGUAUUAAUACCCUACUUCCCUACUUACUGACACAUGUACCUUUUAGUUUUAGAAAACUUUUAUAUUUAUGUGUCUUAUUUUUAUAUUUCUUUAUUGUUAUUUAUUACACAAUGUAGUGUAUAAUACUGUAGUUUGUAUUAAUACAAUAAUAUAUUUUAGUAAGAAAAAUGAUUUGGAAGGUUGAUAAGAAUUCAAAGCAGAAAUACAAUUGGUUCUCUUGCAAUCAAAUUUUGUUUAACAGUGUUAUGUAACAGUAUUAUUUGCCUUGGACUGUAGAACUAGAGUUUCAAAUGAGAAUGUAUGAAUUUUACAUUCAGAAUCCAGUUAUUUGCCCUGCCUCACUUUUAAUACAUUGGGCUAUUGAAUUUCAAGCAUAACGAUAUACAACAUGGUAUUUUUUGCAGUUUUAUUUGCAAUUACUGUGUAACCGUGGAACUCUAUUACUAUCCUCAGCCAAAUCACAAAGUCAUGCGCAGUGUUGGGAACAACAUAACAUUUUUUGCUUUGUGCCAAUUUAUUUUAGAAUUCCUCUACAUCUGAUACAAGCCAGAAGUUAUUUUUAAUUGCCUAGUUACAUGAUAGUCAUUUUCUAGUUUUAUACCAGACUACCCAUCUCACAAUAAAAUGCAUCAACAAACUGUCUGAAUUUGUGACUUCACUGUUGUGUUUUAGUUUUUGUUCCAAAGGUACUAUUUACAUCAUAUUGUGCAUUUCCCAGAGUAAUAGCUAAUUUGCAAUUGUGUAGAAAAAAAGCUGAAAUACAUGCAAUGUUUAAAAUGACAAAGAAAUUACAUAUUUAAUGGAUUCAUAUUGGUUCUCAUUGGAAUAGAUACUCAAAAUUCCCUAACCAUAUUUUGAUCAGUAAAUGUUCUGGUGUCCAGUUGAAUGUUAGGUUAGAUUUGCCUGCAAUGCUUUGCUAUUUUGCUCGUAUCUACUAGCCUGAUUUAUACAUGAAAGCCUUUGACUUCUCUAGCUCAUAGAAUAAGUAAUCAGUUUCCUUUUCCUUGCUAUUCCUUUUCUGAAUAGGGCAUCUGAAAAUCUCCAGGAAUUUGGUCUGCAAACUUGCUCUGCACUCAGCAAUAUUUGAGAUGGUUCAUAACUUUUGCCUGCUCAAACAUACUCCAAUGUCAACUUCUUUGCUGUAGAAAAAAUUGGCAAAGGUUUAGUAGUGUGUUCUGAGAAUCAAAUAUAUUUUUGGCGUACAUGCCCAUUUUAGACUUGUGCAAUUGGUGUGAAAUCUCAUUGUUUGUUGAGAAUAGUAGGUAGGUCUGUGGAAUAUUUCAAGAUGACAUAAGAUAGUGUGAUAUGCAGAGAAGUGGCUGGAAAUCUACUGUCAAUGUAAGGUAGCAUUUUGAAAUGAAAAAAUACAGUGAGAGUAAACAAAGUUGUAAAACACUGAAGGGUGUAAAUGAAGUAUCGUGUAUAGCAGUUUUUCCUGAAGACUGAAAAACAGCAAAUGUUAUCUCAACAUUGAAAGAAUAAACAGUAAUAGAUUCACUAUAUGAAGCAUGAUAUUUGAAAUUGGCCUAAUGGAAAGAAUGCUUAAAAGUCUUCAAAUAGUGAAACAUUAGACCGCCAAGGGUCAGAAAGGCUUUGCUUCUCUUCUGAAGAUACCUUUGGAGAUCUUGUGUUGUUCAUAAACUGUAAAAUCAUUUAGUGUGGAAGGAAGAAAUUUUAUCUAGUAGGGCUGAGAUAAGGAAAGUAUAUACUGGAAACAAUCUGCAGGUCAGUCAGCGUCUAUAGAAAGAGCAUUCUCAUUUCAGGUCAGACCCUUCUUCAGUUUUGAAACAUGCUACCUGUUUGUCUUUUCACAGAUGCUACUUGACCCACUGGGUGUUUACAGAAUUUCUGGUAUAUAUCAAAUAUUUUAGCAUUCGCAGGUUUUUUAAAAAAAUUCACAAUUGGACCGGCUCUUUGAAAGAGUCAUACUAUUGCUCUUAUCUAUAAUCCAGUUUUUUUUAAAGAGUUUAUCUACUUCCAUUUUGGGAGUCAGGCCACGUCUUU
This is a messenger RNA of Hypanus sabinus (Atlantic stingray), 6553 nucleotides long. It is a transcript of the gene zeb1b, whose product is annotated as zinc finger E-box binding homeobox 1b. Gene Ontology annotation, molecular function: RNA polymerase II cis-regulatory region sequence-specific DNA binding; DNA-binding transcription factor activity, RNA polymerase II-specific. Lineage: Eukaryota; Metazoa; Chordata; Chondrichthyes; Myliobatiformes; Dasyatidae. Bases 252 to 3497 code for a protein of 1081 amino acids. Gene Ontology annotation, biological process: anatomical structure development; regulation of transcription by RNA polymerase II. The record is from RefSeq and is a predicted model, not a curated record. The transcript has 9 exons.